AGAACCUGGUCCCUUUAGGUUCCAAACCUUUAAUCAGUUGGGCUAUAGGAGCUAUGCAGGAGUUUGGAAAAUUUGAUUCAGUCUGGGUAUCUACCGAUCACUCAGGAAUCUCAGAAUGUGCUCAAGCUCUUGGUGCUAAGGUGUAUAACCGUUGCUGUGAACAUGCUGUUGAUAACUCCACAUCAAUAUCAGCUGUACAGGAGUUCCUUAAAGAUCACCAGGAGGUGGAUGUACUUUGCUUAAUACAGUGUACUUCUCCCUUUAUUCAACCCGAAUUUCUUGAUGCAGGAUAUAAACUGCUCUUGAAGGGAUAUGAGGCUGUGUUCAGUGUAACUAGGGAUAAAAAAUAUCGUUGGCGUGCUGUAGACAUAUCUAAAAACGAAUCCACUUCACCUCUUAACUUCAACCCGGAGAGAAGACAGAGAAGACAGGAAAUGCAGGGCGAACUAGUGGAGAAUGGUAUGUUCUAUUUCACAAAAAGAAAUCUUUUGGAAAAGGGGUUGUUCCAAGGUGGUAGGUGCGGAUACGUGGAGAUACCAUCGGAGUACUCGAUAGAGAUAGAUUCUAUGUUAGAUCUCACCAUUGCUGAACAGAUUUUAUCUCAAGAACUAUUAAAUCUCAACUAGAUGAUUCUUUGCUAGAUCUCACCAUUGCUGAACAGAUUUUAUCUCAAGAACUAUUAAAUCUCAACUAGAUGAUUCUAUGCUAGAUCUCACCAUUGCUGAACAGAUUUUAUCUCAAGAACUAUUAAAUCUCAGCUAGAUGAUUCUAUGCUAGAUCUCGCCAUUACUAAAAAGAUUUUAUCCCAAGAACUAUUAAAUCUCUACUAGCUGACUAUGCUAGAUCUCAGAAUUGCAGAUUUUAUCUCGAAUAGUUCCUACAAGGAUCUCAGGCUGGAUUGGUAUCUAAAUUUAGUAAAUAGGCAAAACCUUAUCAAGCCGACCUGUUACUUCUAGGAAUAUAUACAAGGUUACCUACAACUGACGAGACUGUAAAGACGACCUGUUACUUCUAGGAAUGUAUACAGGGUUACCUACAACUGACGAGACUGUAAAGACGACCUGUUACUUCUAGGAAUGAAUACAAGGUUACCUACAACUGACGAGACUGUAAGGACGACCUGUUACUUCUAGGAAUGUAUACAGGGUUACCUACAACUGACGAGACUGUAAGACGACCUGUUGGUUCUAGGAAUGUAUACAGGGUUACCUACAACUGACAAGACUGUAAGACGACCUGUUGGUUCUAGGGAUGUAUACAGGGUUACCUACAACUGACAAGACUG
Molecule: messenger RNA, 1285 nt
Organism: Eurytemora carolleeae
Lineage: Eukaryota; Metazoa; Arthropoda; Copepoda; Calanoida; Temoridae
Gene: Csas
Product: N-acylneuraminate cytidylyltransferase A
Exons: 10
Coding region: 54-626 (190 amino acids)
Molecular function (GO): N-acylneuraminate cytidylyltransferase activity
Source: RefSeq, a predicted model, not a curated record